AUGCACCACGCUCUGGACGGCCAAAUUCUGUUGACGACGACCAACUUUUGGCUACAACCCAUUUCUGAAACGGAUCAUCACUGGAGACGAGAAAUGGGUUGUCUACGACAACAUUCAGCGGCGGAAGUCGUGGUGCGGUCCGGGCAAGUCUUCACAAACGGUGGCAAAACCUUGUUUUUGCAUCCACAGAAAGGCCAAACAAUAGAUUCGAAGAAAUACUGCGCUCAGCUCGACAAAUUGCACAAGGUAGUGCAAGAGAAGCGGCCAGAAUUGUCGAAUAGAAAAGGUGUGAUUUUCCAUCAUGACAACGCUCGACCACGUACUGCUUUGAUCACGAAAAAAGAAUUGCAGAGCUUUGGCUGGGAAAUGAUGCAGCACCCACCAUAUUCGUUUUGCACUGUCUGA
Messenger RNA from Pseudomyrmex gracilis, 405 nucleotides. RefSeq names its product histone-lysine N-methyltransferase SETMAR-like. Gene Ontology annotation, molecular function: nucleic acid binding. The transcript is spliced from 3 exons. Bases 1 to 405 code for a protein of 134 amino acids. NCBI's taxonomy places the organism in Eukaryota, Metazoa, Arthropoda, Insecta, Hymenoptera, Formicidae. The record is from RefSeq and is a predicted model, not a curated record.